This is a messenger RNA of Mycena indigotica, 567 nucleotides long. RefSeq lists its product as uncharacterized. The transcript is spliced from 4 exons. The record is from RefSeq and is a predicted model, not a curated record. Bases 1 to 567 code for a protein of 188 amino acids. NCBI's taxonomy places the organism in Eukaryota, Fungi, Basidiomycota, Agaricomycetes, Agaricales, Mycenaceae.
AUGCUCGCCACACGCACCCUCCUCGCGCUCGCUGCCUUUGCUGCCUCUGUUUCGGCGUUCACUGUGACUGCCCCGCGCACUGGCCAGAACUUCACCACGGACGGGUCGAAUGUCGUAAGCUGGACAACGGUCGCUUCAGACCGCAAGAACUUCACCAUCGUCCUCUCCAACGGCAACCCCGCGGACAACCAACAACUGAAGGCACUCGUCGACGCGACCAGCGGCACUACGACCGUAGACCCGCCCUCGACAGGCUGGCCCGCGCCUGGGGCUGGCCCGUUCCAGAUCAACCUCGUCCAAGACACACAAAAUCUCAACGCCAUCCUCGCCCAGUCCUCCCAGUUCUUCUUCGCAGCGCCAAAGGUCUCUGCCGCGCCCUCUCCCUCUGGCCCCGUCACCCAGCCACCCCCGCCCACCCAGCAACCGAACAACAACCCCUCCGGCUCUUCCCCGCCUGCGCCAUCCGACAGCGGCCUCGUCACCCCGCCCGCCAACGGCGCUGCGUCUAUGGGUGCCAAUGCGGGCCUCGUUGCCGCGCUCGUUCUCCUCGGCGCAGUCCUCGCUUAG